Synchiropus splendidus (mandarinfish) is the source of this 805-nucleotide messenger RNA. Its product is annotated as ribonuclease P protein subunit p25-like. NCBI's taxonomy places the organism in Eukaryota, Metazoa, Chordata, Actinopteri, Syngnathiformes, Callionymidae. The transcript has 3 exons. Gene Ontology annotation, biological process: tRNA 5'-leader removal. Gene Ontology annotation, molecular function: RNA binding. Gene Ontology annotation, cellular component: ribonuclease MRP complex. The coding region runs from base 1 to 426 and encodes 141 amino acids. The record is from RefSeq and is a predicted model, not a curated record.
AUGAGCCACAUAGCUGCCAAGGAAAAGCUUAAGAAGGGUCAAUCUACGGACGUCUUGCACAUGAGGGUCAAAGAAGGGAGCAAAAUACGGAAUUCACUCUGUUUUACCUCAGCUCAAAUGGAAGGUGACGGGUGCGGUUGCUUCACUGGCUCAGACAGGGGAGUGACAAAGACCAUCACCUGUCUUCACUGCAUAGCAGUGAGUGAGGUUUGGGAGAGUUUCCAGCAGGGGCAAUCAGGGAGAACUAUACAGAAGACGGUUCCUGUCAUAUGGCUCUUGCUCUCUCAAGACCCACUGGAUCCUAGUGAACUGGGAUACCAACCUCCACUGUCUGCUACAGAGGAGGACGUAGAGAGGUGUGAUGCUGAAAGUCCCUCACAAGAGACUCCAGCCAAGAGACUCUGUGUGGAUGCACUUGCUCCCUAGUUUCUCUGUGGGAUAGGUUUGUUUGUUUUCCACGAAAAGUGCUGCUUUUAAAGCAGAACAGAAAAAAAAAUAUAUUGAAUAUAAAUUAUUGAAGUGUGAAAUUAGUCUGAUUCUGUCCUUUCAUUGCGGAACAGAAAAUAUGUGCGUUUAAUCACAUUACAUUUAAGUUGAAUCUGUGUGCAUAAGCUUAAAUAUCAGGGUGGAAGUGUUUGGGCAACUUUUGCAUGCACAGAGCAUUUUUGUGCUUCAAUCCUUAAGUUUUUUGUUUGUUUGUUUGUUUGAAACUGGUGUUUUCCAUCCACAUAUCUCAUUGACUCUCCUUCAGCAUGGAUGUUUUGCUUAUGACGAUUACAUUGCAUAGUGCGGUGCAUCUGGAAUU